This is a messenger RNA of Erinaceus europaeus (western European hedgehog), 706 nucleotides long. RefSeq names its product killer cell immunoglobulin-like receptor 3DS1. Bases 242 to 631 code for a protein of 129 amino acids. The record is from RefSeq and is a predicted model, not a curated record. Lineage: Eukaryota; Metazoa; Chordata; Mammalia; Eulipotyphla; Erinaceidae. The transcript has 4 exons.
GGGCUGUGUAGGGGGCUGUGGGACCAGGUCCAGGCAGGGACCCUCUCCAAACUCUCCAUCUGGGCAGAGCCAGGCGCCAUGGUCCCCAAGGGGAGCCGGGUGACCCUGUGGUGUGAGGGGUCCCUGCAGGCUGGUGGCCUCCGUCUGUAUAAAGGGAACGUCUCUGUGGACUGGGAGAAUGACGUCCUGCAGGAAUCCUCAAACAAGACCGGGUUUGUCUUUGAGCCUGUAGUCUCACAUUAUGGGGGGCUGUACCAGUGUGGCCCUCAGCCCCACCUCCUCCUCAGAGUGCAGUGAGCCCCUGGCCCUGGUGGUGACAGGAGUGUUCCCCCCACCCUCCCUCUCAGCCCAGCGGAGCCCUGUGGUGGAGGCAGGAGGGAGGGUGACCCUCUCCUGCAGCUCAGAGACAGCAUCGGGCACUUUCCACCUUCUGAAGGAGGAUGGCGCUGACCCGCCCCUCCACAUGGAACAGAGACCCUCUUUUGAGAGACCCCAGGUCCUCUUCCCUGUGGGCCCCGUGAACGCCUCCCACAGGGGCACCUACAGGUGCUACGGCUCCUCCAGCUCCUACCCCCAGCAGUGGUCAGAGCCCAGUGACCCCCUGCAUCUCGGGGUCACAGGCGGGUUCUAGGCACCAUCCCUGGUGGCCCAGCCAGGCCAGCUGGUGCUGACUGGUGACAGCUUGACCCUGCAGUGUCACUCCCAG